AGCCCUUGUACGAUCCGGUCAGCGAGGAGGACAACCCCCUGGCCAUCAGUCUCAAGCAGCUCCGUCUGAAGAAGAGGUCCGGCCCGGGGCCCAAGGCCGGGCUCCCCCUUGCCAAGCCCUCCGCCUGCGUCUCGGGCACCCAGGUGGGCGAGCGCCUCCUCCUGCCCCGCUCCAAAGGGGGGGGCGGCGGCGGCCCCCCCGCUCACGAGGUGACCCUCAUCGACUUUGGCGACGAGCCCCCCAGCCCGUCCCCCGUCGGGGACUUCUGCGCCCCCUCCUUGGCCCGCCUAGCCAUGGAGGCCUUCUCCUUGUUGGACAAGACCCCUCCCCAGAGCCCCUCGCAGGCCCUGCCCCGCCCCUUGCACCCCACGCCCAUCGUGGACUGGGACGCCCGGCCCCUCCCUCCGCCCCCCGCCUACGACGACGUGGCCCAGGACGAGGAGGACUUUGAGGUCGACGCCAUCAACAGCGCCGACGGGCGGGUGGGCCGGCCGCGGGGCCGGAGCUGGGCCAAAGGGGAGGUCAACGGCGGCUUGGCCGCCCCCGAGGGAGACCCCCGCCCCGCUCUCCCCUUGGAGGACAACCUCUUCUUGCCCGCCAAGGAGAGCAAGCAGCCCAGCCCGGCCCAGACCACGGAGAUCUUCCAGGAACUGCAGCAGGAGUGCAUGAAGCACCUCAAGGUGCCCCGGGGUGGACCUUCCGGGGCCGCC
Molecule: messenger RNA, 710 nt
Organism: Protobothrops mucrosquamatus (brown spotted pit viper)
Lineage: Eukaryota; Metazoa; Chordata; Lepidosauria; Squamata; Viperidae
Product: activated CDC42 kinase 1-like
Exons: 1
Biological process (GO): regulation of keratinocyte differentiation; negative regulation of epidermal growth factor receptor signaling pathway
Cellular component (GO): extrinsic component of cytoplasmic side of plasma membrane
Source: RefSeq, a predicted model, not a curated record